Messenger RNA from Rotaria sp. Silwood2, 786 nucleotides. The record is from the annotation of a GenBank genome assembly. Lineage: Eukaryota; Metazoa; Rotifera; Eurotatoria; Philodinida; Philodinidae.
AUGAUGUACCGUCUGGAAUUCCUUAUGCGUGUACUCCGUGCGGGUUACCACUUCCUUAGUGCGGACAUGGACAGUGUUUGGCUUUCAAAUCCAUUUGAUUACGUUUCACAUAACUUAUCAAUCACAAUUCAAGGCCAAACACACAAAGAAACGAAAUUGAGCGGAGGCUUUGUUAUUGUUCAUGCCACAACACAAGGUUAUAUGUUUUGGCAGGACAUAAUCAAAUGCCAAUAUCAGAAUCUAGAGCAACUGCGAAAGCAGCAAUAUAGUAAACGCAAGCGUCCACCUAGUGAUUUCACAGAGCAAGAAUGCAUCAACGAUCGACUCAAUUCCACCGAAGUUCAUCUUCUUGAUCCUUAUCUCUUUCCUGAUGGGCGUUCUUUUUUCGAUCUGCAGCGACCACAAAGUCGAGGAAUUGUACCAAUUGUCAUUCAUGGAAACUGGUUAGUAGGAUUGGAGUCCAAAGUAAAAAGAUUACGAUCAUGGAAUCUCUUAGCAAGCAUAGGUAGCUCAUGCGAUUCUUUGGAAAAUGGUAUACCUUAUACUCUGUCCAAUAGGAUUUCCCCUGUCCGCAUUCGUAUUCGUGUGCUCACUUACAAUCGACUACAAAGUUUUCAACGACUGCUUGAGAGUCUUCAAGCUGCAGAUUAUUCAAACGAUUCUGUUGCAUUAGAUAUUUCAAUUGAUCGACCUUCCUCAGAAGCUAAUGCAGCAGAAAAAAACCAAUGGGAACAAGUUAUUGCAUAUGUGGGUGACGGUGCUGAACACGAAUCUAAGUUUCGGUAA